This is a messenger RNA of Exophiala bonariae, 1986 nucleotides long. RefSeq lists its product as uncharacterized. The record is from RefSeq and is a predicted model, not a curated record. Bases 1 to 1986 code for a protein of 661 amino acids. Gene Ontology annotation, cellular component: membrane. Gene Ontology annotation, biological process: xenobiotic detoxification by transmembrane export across the plasma membrane. The transcript has a single exon. Gene Ontology annotation, molecular function: xenobiotic transmembrane transporter activity; antiporter activity. NCBI's taxonomy places the organism in Eukaryota, Fungi, Ascomycota, Eurotiomycetes, Chaetothyriales, Herpotrichiellaceae.
AUGACUACACCGCCCCGACAUUUCAGCACGCUUGAGCGGGUUACCAGUGCCACCAGUCGGGCCUUUGCUCACUCUCUUCCCGAUGCCUCUCCAAUCGCUCAGGCCUCCAUCGCCAGGGACCUGGAAGAAGACACCGACUCUGAAGCCGCCGAGUCCGACUCGGAUUCCGAAAGCUCUACCUUGAGACCUUCAACCUCCGCUCCAGGGAAUGCAAGUGCCUACUCAUAUAUAGGUUCCUACCGCCGUCCUAGCUUCUCCGGUGCGGGAAACCGAGCCACCAUACUUCCCCGGCCCUUCAAAGACCAUGACAAACUAUCCAAACAGGAACGAUCACGCGCUUUGGAGGAGGAACGCAGUUUACUGAGAGACAACAACAUUAUCCCGCCAAAGCACCCUCAGGCCGAGGAACCUCGGAGGAAGAGCAUCUUCUCCAACUAUCUAGGGAUACCAGGGGGCGACCGCAAGGUCUCUCAGGAUGAAGAUGCUAUCCAGGCAUUGGACAGUCAGGCAGGGCUAGCUUCGGAGGUUUCUCCUCUGCUAGGAGAUACCGGCCUGCCAUAUGGUGGACAUGGAGACCGGGAGAAUGUCGAGGCCAAAUGGGAAGAAGCAGUGGCCGCUGGCAUGAUCCAUACCACCUGGCAACGUGAAACAAAGGUCAUCGCGAGCUAUGCGGCGCCGCUGAUGGUCACUUUCAUCCUCCAGUAUUCCUUGACGGUGGCGAGCAUAUUCACUGUUGGCCAUAUCGGGACCGUCGAGCUCGGUGCCGUCAGUCUGGCCUCCAUGUCAGCCAACAUAAGUGGUUAUGCCAUUUAUCAGGGACUUGCCACCUCCCUAGACACCUUGUGCGCACAAGCCUAUGGCUCUGGUCGCAAAAAGCUCGUGGGUCUUCAAAUGCAACGCAUGAUCUAUUUUCUCUGGGCCAUCACCAUUCCCAUCGGCAUUGUCUGGAUCUCCGCCGAGAGAAUCCUUCUUGCACUUGUACCCGAACCUGACGUUGCACGUCUAGCAGGCUUAUACCUCAAAAUAGUCCUAUUCGGCGCACCGGGCUAUGCAGCUUUUGAGGCGGGCAAGCGCUUCGUUCAAGCCCAGGGUUUGUUCUCCGCUUCGCUGUACGUUCUUAUCUUCUGCGCGCCUUUCAACGCCUUCAUGAACUGGCUAUUUGUGUGGAAACUCGGCUGGGGCUUCAUUGGAGCACCUCUCGCCGUCGCCAUCACCGACAACCUUCUCCCCAUUGGUCUUUUCAUCUACGUACGCUUCUUCUCUGCCACCGGUAUGUCAUGUUGGAACGGUUUCACCAAAAAGGCAUUCCAAAAUUGGUCCCCCAUGAUCAAGCUUGCACUACCUGGCUUGAUCAUGAUAGAAGCUGAGUGCUUCGCCUUCGAGGUUCUGACUUUCGCCGCCAGCUAUUUCGGCACGACCGUCCUGGCGGCACAAUCCGUGUUAGCAACCCUGUCGUCCAUAACGUUCCAAAUCCCCUUCCCACUCAGCAUUGCCGGGUCUACACGUGUCGCCAACCUCAUCGGGGCCACGCUCGUGGACGCCGCCAAAGUCAGUACACGCGUCACUUUCUCCGCAGCGCUCGUCGUCGGCAUCCUAAACGUCACCCUGUUAUCCAGUCUAAAAGACUACCUUCCCCGACUCUUUACAUCUGACCCCGAGGUUAUCGAGAUUGUCUCGGCCAUCCUGCCGCUCUGCGCGGCCUUCCAACUCUUCGACGCCUUCGCCGCAGUUUGCAACGGCGUACUGCGUGGUCUUGGUCGCCAAGAGUUCGGCGGCUACGUCCAGAUCUUCUGCUAUUAUGUCUUUGCCAUGCCCAUCAGUUUCGGCACUGCUUUCGGACUUGGCUGGGGUUUGUGGGGUCUCUGGACCGGUGUCGCUCUUGCGCUGGGCCUCGUCGCCCUCAUAGAGUUCAUCUAUCUGGGCAGGACCGACUGGCAGCGAAGUGUCGAAGAAGCAAAUGCGAGAAAUGCCGAUGGUGGUGCCUGA